AUGAAAGGCUUCGGAAAAAUUCUCUUUUUUCCACGUUAUCUAUUUACUCUUUCUUUUAUUUUCUUUUUCGUUUGUUAUUUCGAAGACGCGCUUGCGGCUCCUCCUACUACUAGUACUAGGCAGCAUUUCUUGUGUCGUCCCGAACAAAGGGAUGCACUUCUCGCUUUCAAAAACGAGUUUGAGAUUGGAAAGUUUAAUAAUUAUUGUUCAAACGAUGGUCAUCGGAAGACGGAGUCAUGGGGGAAUAACAGCGACUGUUGUAGUUGGACGGGUAUCACGUGCAAUGCCAAGUCCGGAGAAGUGAUCGAGCUACACCUUCGCUGCAGCGGCCUCCAUGGUCAGUUUCAUUCCAAUAGCAGUCUUCAAAACCUUCCUUUUCUAAGCACUCUUGACCUUUCAUAUAACAAUCUUACUGGCCAAAUCCCAGAUUCCAUUGGAAAUCUUUCUAAUCUUAUCACUCUCAGCCUUUCGGAAAAUUAUUUCAGUGGUCGGGUUCCAUCUUACAUUGAAAACCUUUUUCAGCUAACCUCUCUCCAGCUUAUGUAUAAUCAAUUUUCUGGUGAAAUCCCAAAUUCAAUUGGAAAUCUUUCUCAACUCACUGAUCUCCGCCUUUUUGGAAACAAUCUCGUAGGUGAAAUUCCAUCUUCUUUUGGCAAUCUAAACCAGCUGACCUACUUAUUUGUUGGUAGCAAUAUGCUCAGUGGAAAUUUUCCCAAUGUACUAUUGAACUUGACAAGUUUGUCAUAUUUAGAUAUCUCCUACAAUCAGUUCAGUGGCGCGCUUACUCCAAAUAUCACUUCACUAUGGAACUUGGGAAAUUUUCACGCACAUGGCAACGCUUUCAGUGGAACUAUCCCUUCUUCUCUCUUCACCAUUCCUUCUUUGACUCAAAUUUUUUUGAGUGGUAACCAACUCAACGGCACUCUUGAGUUUGGUAAUACAUCUUCACCAUCUAACCUAGAACAAUUAAUCCUUGGCAGAAACAACUUCAAAGGGCCAAUACCGAGAUCCAUUUCCAAAUUAGUCAACCUUUCGUAUCUUGACCUUUCUCAUUUCGACACCCAAGGCCGUCCAGUUGACUUCAGUAUCUUCUCGCCUCUCAAGUCACUCGAAGAUCUUGCCCUUUCCCAUUUAAACACCAUCACUACGAUUGACUUGAAUGAUAUAUUUUCAUAUUCCAAAAGCCUUUCUACAUUAGAUCUCUCAGGCAACCAUGUUUCAACAACAAACAAAAGUUCUGUUUCAAAUCCCCCUUCACAGAAGAUAGAAUUUUUGCACUUGUCAGGCUGCGGUAUCACCGAGUUUCCAGCAGAGCUCCUAAGAACCCUACAUGGAAUUGAAUUUCUAGACAUCUCCAACAACAAAAUCCAAGGUCAAGUUCCUGACUGGUUAUGGACUCUACCAAAUUUGUACUACCUGAAUCUUUCCAAUAACACGUUCAUCAGUUUCCAAACAUCAAAGAAGAAACAAGGACUAUCCUCUGUCCGGAAACCAUUAUUGAGGUGCUUGCUUGGCUCCAACAACAACUUCUCUGGCAAGAUUCCUUCUUUCAUAUGCGAGUUUCGUUCUCUAAACAUUCUCGAUCUAUCUGAUAACAACUUUAACGGUUCAAUCCCUCCUUGUUUGGGAAACCUCAAUAAUACUCUUUCAGAUCUAAACCUUCGUCAUAAUAAUCUUAGCGGAGGUCUUCCAAAGGAUAUAUUUGAAAGCCUAAGGUCGCUUGACGUCGGUCAUAACCAACUUGUGGGAAAGCUCCCAAGAUCUUUGAAUAGUUUCUCUACUCUUGAAGUUUUGAAUGUGGAAAGCAACAGAAUCAACGACACAUUUCCUUUAUGGUUGGGUUCUCUACAAAAGCUGCAAGUUCUUGUCCUUCGCUCCAAUGCAUUUCAUGGACCAAUUCAUCAAGCCUCCUUCCCUCAGUUGCGAAUCAUCGACAUAUCACAUAAUUACUUCGAUGGAACUUUGCCAUCAGCGUACUUUUCAAAGUGGAGUGCUAUGUCAUCACUUAGGACCGACGAAGAUCAGUCUUCCGGAAAGUACAUGGGAGAUAAAUCACUCGUUAUGUAUAUGGGAGAUAGCUAUUACCAAGAUUCAAUGGUUUUGAUGAAUAAAGGUGUAGAGUUGGAGCUGGUACGUAUCCUUCAAAUCUUGACAGCAAUCGACUUUUCGGAAAACAAAUUUGAAGGAGAGAUUCCAAAGUCCAUCGGUCUAUUAAAAGAGCUUUGUGCGCUUAACUUGGCAAACAAUGCAUUCACUGGCCGCAUCCCUUCAUCUAUGGGGAAUCUGAGAGUUCUCGAGUCGUUGGAUGUUUCCCAAAACAAGCUUUCAGGAGAAAUUCCACAAGAGCUAGGGGAGCUCUCGUUCCUUGCGUACAUGAAUUUCUCUCAUAACCAGCUUUCAGGUCUACUACCAGGAGGAAAUCAGUUUCAAACGCAGCGUUGCUCUUCCUUUGGAGAUAAUCCGGGACUUGUUGGCUCUUCUCUUGACAAAGUUUGCAGAGUUAUUCACACACCACCAGCAUCACAUCAACAAUAUGAAACGCCGGAAUCAGAGGAAGAAGACGAAGAAGAGGUGAUUAGUUGGAUAGCAGCUGCAAUAGGAUUCAUACCUGGUGUUUUCUGUGGUUUGACGAUUGGAUACAUAUUGCUUUCCUAUAAACCAAAGUGGUUCACGAACCCUUUCGGCCGAAACAAUCGUAGACAGAGAAGCACUACAACUCACUAGAGAGGCUUAAAGCCUAUCUGAAGAAUCUGGACGGGGAAAGUCAAAGUAACUACUCAUUAAGCCAGCUUUGUCCAAAUCCAGAUUGGUUUAGAUUUCUGUUAAGUUUUGCUUUGUGCGUUUCUCUUUUACUCUGUUUUUUGCCAACUUUGUAGUUGAGCAACUCUGUUUCGAACCUUAAAUUACUCUCCCUUUAUAUGCACAUGUAAUUUAUUUUUUCCUGCAAUGUUAUCUUUACUUUUCCU
Camelina sativa (false flax) is the source of this 2966-nucleotide messenger RNA. The record is from RefSeq and is a predicted model, not a curated record. NCBI's taxonomy places the organism in Eukaryota, Viridiplantae, Streptophyta, Magnoliopsida, Brassicales, Brassicaceae.